AUGGCGCAAUCACCUUCAUCACCCACCAAAAUCACCGUCCUGAUCUCCGGCUCGGGCACCAAUCUUCAAGCCCUCAUCGACGCCUCGCAGACGCCCUCCCUGCCCAACGUCCGCUUCACGCGCGUGAUCUCCGACCGCAAGGACGCCUACGGCCUGCAACGCGCCCGAGCCGCCGGCAUCCCGACGACGCACCACGGCAUCCUGCCCUACAAGAAACUCCAUCCGGACUCGACCUCCCCGCCGACGUUCCUCGCCGCGCGCCAGGCCUACGACGCGCGCCUGGCGGAGCUCAUCCUGGCGGACGGGCCGGACCUGGUCGUGUGCGCGGGGUUCAUGCGGAUCGUGACCGACGGGCUGCUGGGGCCGCUGCGGCGGGCGGACGUGCCGAUCAUCAACCUGCACCCGGCGCUGCACGGGGACCUCGUGGGCGCCGGGUGCAUCGAGCGGGCGUGGGAGGAGUUCGCCGCGGGGCGACGCACGCGCACGGGCAUCAUGAUCCACCACGUCAUCGCCGAGGUCGACCUCGGCGAGCCGAUCGUGCAGCGGGAGGUCGGCAUCGAGGGCUGUGCCUCGUUGGAGGAGCUCCAGGGGAGGAUCCACGAGGCGGAGCAUAGGCUGAUCGUGGAGGGGACCAGGAGGGUGGUGGAGCAGGUGUCGGGGAGGAAGAGGAGCGGGAAGGCGCAGUGA
Messenger RNA from Dissoconium aciculare CBS 342.82, 687 nucleotides. Its product is annotated as phosphoribosylglycinamide formyltransferase. The transcript has a single exon. Lineage: Eukaryota; Fungi; Ascomycota; Dothideomycetes; Mycosphaerellales; Dissoconiaceae. Gene Ontology annotation, biological process: 'de novo' IMP biosynthetic process. Gene Ontology annotation, molecular function: phosphoribosylglycinamide formyltransferase activity. The record is from RefSeq and is a predicted model, not a curated record. Bases 1 to 687 code for a protein of 228 amino acids. Gene Ontology annotation, cellular component: cytoplasm.